This is a messenger RNA of Echinostoma caproni, 3060 nucleotides long. The record is from the annotation of a GenBank genome assembly. Lineage: Eukaryota; Metazoa; Platyhelminthes; Trematoda; Plagiorchiida; Echinostomatidae.
AUGUCCAACAAACUACCUGUGAGCGACGGAAACACAAUUGUUGAUAGCCCGAAAAUUGCGUUUUCAAAGCCCACAUUUCCUGAGGGUUAUUCAACCGAACUGGAUAGUGUUGGACAGCCCUUUGCGAAUGCUGAGUCCGAAUCCCUGUUUUACGCCAGUUCAAUCUACAAACCGAAUGGAUUAGGUUCGAAUGAUAGUCCUCAUUGUAUGAAUGAAGAAAGUGCUCACACAAAACCAAAUUUACCCACAGAUAUCACAAAUUUUGUUCACUUAACAAGCAAGGCUCCGUACACGGAUCUGCAUUCACUCGAUCGCGCUAUUGUGGGCUACGAUGAGCGAAAUACAAUGGUGCAAUCAGAAUCUAAUCGCCUACUCGGCGGUGCCUUCUUGCCCAAUCACUUCCCGGGUACGACUAAAGAACAGAUCAUGCCCCUUUUGCUCAAAAGGUCGUACGAUUCUGCUGAGUUAUCCGCGAGUACGAAUGAAUUUCACGACCUGGCACAAUCGACCGCAAAAAAAGACGAGACCCGAUUGACCAGAGGAGGAGGAUGGCUUCCCGGUGCGAUUUCAGCUGAUUCAUUUGACACAUCCCGCCAUCCAAACUUUCCAGCAUUUCAGCCACCGAUUCGAGAUUUCAGUCGACACGAAACGUGCGACACGGCGGCAGUGGUUCAUCAGUUGGUCAACAGUACUCCGUAUCCAUGCCAUCGACAUCCAUCCUCACCCGACAAUCCUGUUUUCCGUUUGGACAGACAGGUACCGAAUAAUUUGGGUCAAAUGGAUGAAUCCACGGAGUUGGACGGGACCAGUUUUGAUGCGUAUGCGAAAAUUCCCUCUCUAAUGCGCAUGAAUCAAACCGAUCCCACUAUUCCCACGCAUUCGGUCGGGCGGUGUCAUCGGGACGGAUCGAUGGAUCCGUCCAUUAUGGUCCCGUUCCAACCGCCACCCUUGUUUAUGCCACCACCAAAUGCGCUGACCAAUCCGUACCUUUCCUGCUCUCCCUUUCCGAAAUCCGACGGCGAUGAGGCAGAAAAUCCCGGCUCGUUGAAUCCAAUCCCAUGGCCAGGACCGAAUGGGCAACUGAAUUUCGGUCAAAACACAAAUCAAUCCAUGGAGUUAAACACCGCCCGGCGUCGAAAUGCCACACGAGAGAGUACCAACACCCUCAAAACAUGGCUUCAGGAACAUAUCAACAAUCCGUACCCGACAAAAGGUGAAAAAAUCAUGCUGGCCAUCAUCACCAAGAUGACACUCACACAAGUCUCCACCUGGUUUGCGAAUGCUCGAAGAAGGCUGAAAAAGGAGAAUAAGAUGACCUGGACCCCGAAACAUCGGGGCGAAGAGAUUAACGAGGAUGGGGAUGAGGAGGAAGAUUUACGUUCGGAUGAUGAUCAGGGCACCACAACAAACGAGGAUGUCCUGACCGAUGAUGUCGGUAGUCCAUCGCAGGACAAGCCUAAUAAACGCUAUUGUCCAAGCCAUAAUGACCAAUACCAGCAACAGUCAACACCGAAAUUGCUUCACUCGGUCAAACGAGAUUAUAAAACCGGCCGUGUUGACUCACGCGGAGAUUCCGGGGGACACUAUCAAACGAGAUUAUUACCAACUACAUUUGUGGAUCCGGAAUCCACGCGAAUGCCGACAGAAUCGGAUCUGUUAGAACAGCGAAUGCGUCGAUCCAAUUCUCCGAACAACUCGUAUCUACGCCGAUCACUAGACGAGUCGGAAGCCGAUUCUCCGGCUGCGAAAUUUGGUAAAACAUCUCCCGAUCCUUUUACUCCACAUAUCUCUGCCCUACAUCCGCUUGUGCACCAGUCUCACCACCACCAUCAUCAUCAUCGUCACCACCACCAUCAUAGUCGUCCGCACCAACCACAACCACCAACACAACAACAGCAUAUGCUUCAUCAUCACCAGCAGCAGCAGCAGCAGCAGCAGCAGCAGCAGCAGCAACAGCAGCGUAAUCAUCUUGGGACACCAAGUAUCAGUGAAUCGAAUUCCGUGUAUACCGGUCGAGGAAACACUUCUAUGUCUACCCCGCCGCCGAUUGUGGUUCCAAAUCAAGGGUUAGAGUCCACGGAAUCGACAGAAAAUCCCAUCCCUGGACAAACGCUGCACCGUUUUGGCUCAGCAGAAUCAAACGUCAAUUACAACUGGUCCGGACUAUUUUCGCGAACAGAUGCUCAACUGGAUCCAUCCAGUUCAGCGGAUUUGCCACUCGGUCCCUUGGUUUCUAUGUACGGUUCGAUCAACACUUUUAACACAGCCAGGAAUCACACAGACCCACCUUACAACGCAUUCACGUCGAACCUUGAAACGUGGCGUACGGGACCCAGUGAGUCUAUCAAUUCACUGUUCAAUGGAAAUUUGAGCACAGGCUAUGCGCAUCCACCCCAUACAGUUGAACCGUUCUAUCACCGAUUAUGUGGUAUUCCGAAUUCAUUGAAUCUGUUCGGGACUGCCGCAGCAGCAACAACAACAACAACAACAACAACAACAGCCGGUAAUCCCCUGGAUAUGGACAAUUAUCCGAACCGUUUUACACAAGUGCCUAAACAAACCGAUCGCGUCAAAGAAUUGGAUCCGACGAGUCCUAGCUCGAACACAUCUCCGUCGCAUAUUCCAAAGGGAGUAGGUUUGACAAGUAGUGAUCUAAUCCCGACCGGUGCUACUCAUCGGUCGGAUUCCGGAAUCCGAUCGCAAUCACCCAACUGGACUGAAGGCAUCAGCGAGGAGAGACGUAUCACCGAGCCGUACGAUUCCGUCCCGCAAGAUACACUAACCGCAACGGUCAGCCCACUUCAUUCAUCGAAUUCUUCAUCCACACCAGCAUUCGGAUUUUCUACUUCACCCAAACCGGCCAGUUCACACGAGUCUCAAAUAGACGACACCGGUGUAUGGAAUAUGGACUGCUGUCGUCAAACCACCGCGCGUACUUCUUAUUAUGCCCAACGAUCGACAACAGAUCCGCUCCUGAUUCCUCCUACCUUUUCCUCUGUUGGUAUGAACUCAUUCCUGGUGAACAAUACGGACAUACAAUUCUCUCUCUCAUCUUCCUGA